Messenger RNA from Tachysurus fulvidraco (yellow catfish), 3015 nucleotides. RefSeq names its product insulin-like growth factor binding protein 5a (gene igfbp5a). The record is from RefSeq and is a predicted model, not a curated record. Gene Ontology annotation, cellular component: extracellular region. Bases 207 to 1004 code for a protein of 265 amino acids. Gene Ontology annotation, biological process: regulation of insulin-like growth factor receptor signaling pathway. Lineage: Eukaryota; Metazoa; Chordata; Actinopteri; Siluriformes; Bagridae. The transcript is spliced from 5 exons. Gene Ontology annotation, molecular function: insulin-like growth factor II binding; fibronectin binding; insulin-like growth factor I binding.
ACCACCCCUCCACUAACCUGAACGUGUGCUGAGCUCUUUGCACCCGAACGUGUAUUCUAAGAACUCUCCGGCACACUGGAUUCGUUUGGCAAAGAAAAGAGGCACAAAUAUCGUCUCGCUUUACAGCACCACUGAACCGCUGAUUAGUGGAGAGUGAAUGCAGCGAUUUCAGUUAAUAAACUCCGACAUUUUUCGCUAAGUGUUCCAUGGAUCUGGAGGAGAGGAAAGCACUCUUUAGUGCAUGCGCCUUGAUCGCGCUCUUACCAGCUUGUCUCACCUACUACGUGCCAUGCGAUCCGUGCGAUCCAAAAGCGUUAUCCAUGUGCCCACCCGUACCCACGGCCUGUCAGGCGGUGAAGGAGCCGGGAUGCGGCUGCUGCUUGACCUGCGCGCUCAGGGAAGGACAUGAGUGCGGAGUCUACACGGGCACAUGCGCCGCGGGUCUGCGCUGCCUACCGCGCGUCGGUGAGGAGAAGCCGCUGCAUGCCCUGCUACACGGCAAGGGGAUGUGCAUGAACGAAAAAGACUACAAGCCGGCCACGGAUCAAGAGCUACCUAAAGGUGUCUUGGGGCUAGUGUCUGAAAAUCUACUUCAUCAUUCUAAGGUGCCUAUGUUUUCUCAAAACCACAUCAACAACAAGAAAGUCCUGGCAGUUCAAAAGAACAGGAAACAGUUACAAUCUAAACUGAGGACCAGAGUCCAUAUUAACUCCUCCCCACUCAGCAUCCAGAAGGUCCAGCCGGAAAUGGGACAGUGUAGGAGGAAGCUUGACAUAAUUGUCCGGAGGAUGAAGGACAUGCCCAGAGUCGUGGCUCUGUCUCUCUAUCUGCCUAAUUGUGACAAAAAGGGCUUCUUCAAGCGCAAACAGUGUAAACCCUCCAGGGGGCAGAAGCGAGGUAUUUGUUGGUGUGUAGAUAAAUUUGGAGCCACAAUACCAGGAACUCACUACAGUGGAGGCAACAUCCAGUGCAAAGACCCGGAGAACAACAGUAACAACAAAUAAAGAGUCUCCUUCUUGUCAACACGUCUCCAUCUCCAUCUUUUUGCUGCCAAAUCACCUAAAGAAUCUGUAAGAAAGAAAAAAUAAACACAUGCAUUAUUCUAUUUAUAGGCAAAGUUAGAAAACAAAUUUGUAAAUUUUUUUGUUUGCUAUUUUGAAUGUUUUUUUUUUGUUUAUUUUGUCAACGUGCAACAUAAAUGAUCAGUGCUAACAUAAUAAUAGCCCCUUUCUGUCCUUUUUGUCAUUUACUAUAGACAGUAAAACUUACCAACUCAAAAAUCAAAUCAUUAGUACAAUAUUUAUUUGAAUGGACAUUCAUACAUUUCUUCAUUUCCAUUAAAUCUAUUCGUGUACACUAUACGUUUAAAUGUUUGUGGACACCUGACCAUCAUAAAUAUAUGUGUAUUUUGAACAUCCCAUACCAGAUUUAGUCCACAUUUUGCUGUUAUAAUUAUUUUCAAUAUUCUAGGAAUUCAUUUACACUAGACUUUGUAAUGUUGUAAUGUUUCUGUCAAGAUUUGCCCAUUCAGAUCUGGCAGUGAUUUUAUAUGCUGUUACUGUUCUAGUUCAUCUCAAAAGAGGUUCAGGUCUGGGUUCUUUGUAGGCCAUUUGAGUUUCUCCACUACAACCUUGGCAAAUCUAUUUGAAUAGUCUAAAUUAUUAUAGUAUUGGUUCCCAUGAAAAUCUCAGUGCCUUUUUUCUAAUGCAGAUGAUUUACUUAGGACUACAGUGGAAAAAUACAUAUUCAUAUCAGAUAUUCACAGUUCAGGAAUAAAUUCUAAUUAACAAGGCUAAGAAAUCAGAGGUUAUUUGUAUGAUUAAAAACAGUAAAAAUAAAAGAGAAAAAAGCAGUAGUAAGCAGUAAAAACGUGAUAUCCUCUGGAACUUGAAACAUAAAAUCAUCUUGUGCUUUGGAUUUUAAAAGGAACAUUUUGUAUAUUUUGUAUUCAAAUCUUUGUGCUGUAUUUAAGCUUUCAUUCUGAGAGCUGAUUAUUCAUUCUGAGAGCUGAACAGUUAUUACCUGGACAACUCGGUAAAAGUUUAUAAAUUUCUCCUUUUGUGUGGCUUUAAAAAUAACACUUUAUAUGACCCACAUUUUUAAAGAUGUUAUCCUUAAUGACUACCCAAUUAUGAGGUUUGUGUUAUAAUACUGUAACAAUAAAAGAAAUACCUCUACUAAACUUAACAUUUUAAUGACAACAGUUCUGCAACUAAUGAUCUAUAAUACAAAUUAUAGUAUUCUAAAUUAAAAACUAUAUAUACUGCGUGAAAAUCAGCUUUAAAAAUCAGCUUUGAUGACAUUUUCUUCAAUGUGAGCUGAAUAAUUCUAGUUUCAAAAAGAUUUAUUUUUUCUUCAUAAGAAAAUAGCAGUGUGUUCUAUUUAUUCACUGCAUAAUUUAUGUACUUUUUUGUCUCUUUUGUUAUAACAAAAAAGUUAUAGAUAUGAAUGUAAGAAUAAAAACUGUGGCUAUUUUUUUUGUGUGACCUGUAUCAAUAAGUUUUUGAUUGCAUGACUAAUAUGUACUUUGCUGUAAUAGGGACUGUUAUUUCUGAUAAAUAGUAAUAAAAUCAGACUUAAAAUUGAGAAACAUUACAUGCAGUGUAUAAUAAAUCUAUUCAAUCUAUGCAUAAAUAGUUAACUUUUUUACUAAAGUGUAAUGUCACAAUCCUCCAAUCCUUGCAACAGAGGGAGCCAGCACACAAAUAUUGAACUCACUUCUGCUAUCAUAGUUCACUUACGGUUUAUGGACAUUUAAACCAGGCUCACUUUAAAACCAGUUUGUGAAGUUAUGUUACUUCCACUAAAUACCAAUCCAUCAAAAUAAUCUGUACUGCCUUAUUGUUACCAAUUUCUGUUCUUUGUUUAUCAGUUAUUUGUAUUCUGUUUUGGAUUUAUUUAUUCGGUGACAGUGUACCUACGUGUUGACCCCUGCCUGCUUGUUUUUCAAUUUUCAUGUCACAUUUUGACUUUUUGCCUGUUGCAUUUUUAAUAAAAUUCUGGAUAUGGAUUCUA